AUGGAAGGGAAGCGACGGAGUGUGAUAAACGAGUUAACUCGGGGACAAGAACUAGCUAGACAACUCCAAGCUCAUCUCAAUGCGCCUUCUUCUUCUGCUGAUGAGCUGCAAUGUUCAGUAACAGCAGCAGGAACGAUGAGAAUGGCGGAUUCUUCGACUUCUAAGAAAAGAAAAAGUAGUCAGCCGGCAUGGGAUGGCACUCCACACGAUGCUUUAUCCUCCAAAUAUCCAAGAAACAAUCAUCACAGGGUCUUCUUAUUUGCUUACCAAAACGGCCUUAAAGUGAAAACCCAAGAUUUAGAUAACAUCCAUUAUUGUCGCCACCAGACGUAUACUUCAUUCCCUUGCACGUCAACAACGCCCAAUGUUGUUUUUUCAUCGUCACCUUCUGUGGUCAACAACGAUGGUGUCGGAAACCUUUCGCCGUCUAAUUUCGUAUCGCCUGCUAAAUCUAGGACUAACUUAAGUUUUCAAACUCGAUAUGAUCAGACUCAAAAUAUCCAUGAUUACGAGGUUAUUGAAGGUGCAACUGCUACUUCAGCAACAAGCUCGCCUGCUGCUGGCUUGGAUAUGCCGUUUGUUAAUUCCCAGUUCGAUCAAAGCUUUACAUUUGACAACGAUGGGUACUUUCCCUAG
Molecule: messenger RNA, 636 nt
Organism: Hibiscus syriacus
Lineage: Eukaryota; Viridiplantae; Streptophyta; Magnoliopsida; Malvales; Malvaceae
Exons: 3
Coding region: 1-636 (211 amino acids)
Source: RefSeq, a predicted model, not a curated record